Penicillium odoratum is the source of this 1128-nucleotide messenger RNA. Its product is annotated as branched-chain amino acid aminotransferase. The record is from RefSeq and is a predicted model, not a curated record. The transcript is spliced from 2 exons. Lineage: Eukaryota; Fungi; Ascomycota; Eurotiomycetes; Eurotiales; Aspergillaceae. The coding region runs from base 1 to 1128 and encodes 375 amino acids. Gene Ontology annotation, biological process: branched-chain amino acid metabolic process. Gene Ontology annotation, molecular function: branched-chain-amino-acid:2-oxoglutarate transaminase activity.
AUGUUCCCUCCACCACCUGCCGCUCUCGACUGGAAAGACAUUGGCUUCAAAGUCCGUGACGUCAAUGGCCAUGUUGAAUGCCACUUUUCUAAGUCGGGCUCGGGCAAGUGGUCUGCCCCCCGAUUCGUUUCUUCGCCCUUUCUGACGGUCCACGGUAUGGCGCCCGGCCUGAACUAUGGCCAGCAAGUCUACGAGGGACUCAAGGCAUUCCGCCAUGCAGGAGAUAACAAAAUAACUAUCUUCCGACCGGAACGCAAUGCAAAGCGGAUGCAAUAUUCCGCCGAGGUCGUCUCCAUCCCACCUGUUCCUGAAGAGCUAUUCCUCGAGGCCGUUCAUUUAGCCGUAGCAGCCAAUGCCGAGUUCGUCCCGCCUCAUAAAUCCAAUGCUGCCAUGUACAUUCGUCCGUUACUGUUCGGGUCUUCCGCGCAGCUGGGCUUGAGUCCACCGGAUGGAUAUACGUUCGCAGUGUUUGUCAUGCCGACCGGCGUUUACCAUGGGGCUAGUGCAGUCGAUGCUCUGAUCCUGGAAGACUUUGAUCGAUCUGCUCCCCACGGGACAGGCGCAGCCAAGGUUGGGGGUAAUUAUGCCCCUGUAUUACGUCACAGUGAUCGCGCGCGCAAUGAAGGGUUUGGCAUCACGCUUCACCUUGACAGUGCAACGCGAAGCGAGAUUGACGAAUUUUCUACAUCGGCUUUUAUCGGAGUCAAGGGCAGCGGUGCGGAUGUUACAAUUGUUCACCCCAAUAGUCCAAAUGCUAUCGAUUCGGUCACUGCCGCAUCUAUUGGCGAUAUUGCGCGAAAGCUAGGCUUCCGUGUGGAGAAGCGUCGGGUUACCUUUGACGAACUCGCUGAAUUUGAUGAGGUCGUUGCAGCGGGGACAGCGGCUGCCCUGGUGCCGGUGCGAAGCAUUACGAUGCGGUCCAAGGGGGCCAAGUUUGAAUACCGUUCUGGAGAAAACAACGAGGGUGGUGAGGUCUGUGUAAGACUUCUACAGAACCUACGUGGAAUCCAGGCUGGGAAGAAGGAUGAUACAUUUGGAUGGAAUUUUGAAGUGCAAGCUCCUCCGAAGGGAUGGAUCGAAGAUAGCAGCACUGAAAAGACGGAAUUCAGUGGAGCAAACGUGCCUUGA